This is a messenger RNA of Talaromyces marneffei, 1617 nucleotides long. RefSeq lists its product as uncharacterized. Lineage: Eukaryota; Fungi; Ascomycota; Eurotiomycetes; Eurotiales; Trichocomaceae. Bases 1 to 1617 code for a protein of 538 amino acids. Gene Ontology annotation, cellular component: membrane. The transcript is spliced from 2 exons. The record is from RefSeq and is a predicted model, not a curated record. Gene Ontology annotation, biological process: transmembrane transport; carbohydrate transport. Gene Ontology annotation, molecular function: carbohydrate:proton symporter activity.
AUGAGUCUCCACGCCACCGCCGAUAUCAACCAGAUCGAGGCUCCAGUCACCUGGAAGGCCUACCUCCUGUGUGCCUUUGCCUCCUUUGGUGGUAUCUACUUCGGAUAUGACUCCGGAUACAUCAACGGUGUCAAUGGCAUCAGUAUGUUCAUUGAAAUGAUCGACCCUGGUCAAAAGACCCUUUCUUCCGCCCACUCGUCUCUCAUCGUUUCUAUCCUCUCCGCUGGUACCUUCUUUGGUGCUUUGAUCGCUGGUGACGUUGCUGAGAAGAUUGGUCGUAAGUGGACUGUCAUCUAUGGCUGCUGCAUCUACGCUGUUGGUAUCACCAUCCAGCUCCUCACUGGAGUUGGCGGCGAUGCCCUUGGCAUAAUUGUCGCUGGUCGUCUCAUUGCUGGAUUUGGUGUUGGUUUCGAGUCCGCCAUUGUCAUUCUCUACAUGAGUGAAAUUUGCCCCAAGGCAGUCCGAGGAGCUUUGGUCGGUUGCUACCAGUUCUGUGUUACCAUUGGUCUCAUGAUGGCCUCCUGCGUCGUCUACGGUACUGAGAACCGCACCGACACCGGAGCCUACCGUAUCCCCAUUGGUAUUCAAUACAUCUGGGCUAUUGUUCUCGGUACCGGUCUUCUCUUCCUUCCUGACUCUCCUCGUUACUUCGUCAAGAAGGGCCGUGUCGACGAUGCCAUCAAUGCUCUCUGCAGACUCCGUGGCCAGCCCCGUGACUCUGAAUACAUUGAGGCUGAAAUUGCUGAGAUCGUCGCCAACGAGGAAUACGAGCGCAGCGUCAUCCCCGAUGCUGGUUGGUUCGGAAGCUGGAAGAACUGCUUCACUGGUUCUCUCUGGGAGCAGAAGUCCAACUUGCGCCGUACCAUCCUCGGUACCUCUCUCCAGAUGAUGCAGCAGUGGACUGGUGUCAACUUCAUCUUCUACUUCUCCACCACCUUCUUGCAGUCCACCGGUGCUAUCAGCAACACCUUCUUGAUGUCGCUCAUUUUCACCCUCGUCAACGUCUUCUCCACUCCUAUCUCCUUCUACACUGUUGAGAAGUACGGUCGUCGUCCUCUCCUCAUCUUCGGUGCCCUUGGUAUGCUCAUCUGCCAGUUCGUCGUCGCCAUUAUCGGUGUCACCGCCGGUUUCAACAAGACCCACUCUGAUGGCAUGGGUGGCACUCUCGCCGACAACAUCCCUGCUGUCAACGCUCAGGUUGCCUUGAUCGCCAUCUACAUCUUCUUCUUCGCCUCCACCUGGGGCCCUGGUGCCUGGAUUCUCAUUGGCGAGAUCUUCCCUAUCCCCAUCCGUUCCCGCGGUGUUGCUUUGUCCACUGCCUCCAACUGGCUCUGGAACACCAUCAUUGCCGUCAUUACCCCUUACAUGGUUGGCACUGACCACGGUAACAUGAAGUCUUCCGUCUUCUUCGUCUGGGGUGGUCUCUGCACUGCCUGCUUGGUGUACUCCUACUUCCUCGUUCCCGAGACCAAGGGUCUCUCUCUUGAGCAGGUUGACCGAAUGAUGGAGGAGACUACCCCUCGUACUUCCUACAAGUGGCGCCCACACACCACCUUCGCUACCGAGAAGGGCAUGGUCCAUGCCGAGCACGAGGAGGUCAAGCAGCAAACUGUCUAA